GUGCUACAGGUUAUCUGCAGAAUCAGGAUCAGAUAAGACUUUACCAUGGACACCUUGUUAGCAGUGGCAAUUCACGACGGCUACGGUUGGAUAAUGCCUUUGAAAUGUCAAGAGGGAUUUUGAUUUGCAAGAGGCACAGUUGUGUGUAAAGUUUACUUCUGCACCAGCUUUAACCUCUAGGAAUUAAUCCCUGCUUUGCUUCUGCAAGAUGUCUGUGAGAACUCUCCCUCUGGUCUUCAUUAAUCUUGGUGGAGAGAUGCUUUACAUAUUGGACCAACGCCUGCAAGCUCACAACACGUCUGAGGACAAUUCAGAGAAAGGAGUGUGGUCAGAGUAUGACAGAAAAAGAGUGAUGAAUGACAUCGUCGGCACCAUGUUUAAUAAAGGCUUUAUGGAUGAACUUCUCAAACCUCAGCAGCUGUAUUCUCAUAGGACACUGAAGACAGUACUUACUCGUUUAGCACACGCAUCAAUCAUGAGGCUAAACCCGGCAAGCAUGGACAGGCUUUAUGAGUUGAUGAUCAUGGCCGUCAAAUAUCAAGUCUUCCUUUGUCCUCGGCCGAGAGACCUGCUCCUCAUCUCGUACAAUCACAUAGACACCAUCAGGGAAUUGGUAAAGGAAACCCCUGUGGCCCUGAACCAAGUGGAAGAAGCACACAGGAAAAUCGUUGAGGUUUACUCAUCGUUAUCAGAAGGUGAAUUCCAGCUUCUCCGACAAACGCUGCUCAUAUUUUUAUCAGACAGCCAUGUUCGUGUGUCACUUUUCAUAAAAAAUAAAGUCCAGAAUCCAAAUGGACGUUUUGUCCUGUCGACAUCAGGCCCAGUCCCUCAUGGCGUAGAUAUUCCAGGUCUUAUCAGGACGUUUGACAGUAAAGGAAAAGAAGUCAAACAAAGUGAGUUCCCCACAGGAGGAAGUUACACCAGCCCCAUCAGAGAGGGAUCUUUUGAGCUGCACGGAGACAGAGUCAUCAGACUUGGGCUGAACAUGUACACUGUGAACCAUCCAGAGGAGACACACACAUCCAAAGCUUCCUCAGUCAAGCACACUGACGACUCUCCGAACCUGCUGGCCAAAGAGGAGCUGAACCAGCUGGCCCGUCUGAUGGGCAGCAUGAAGGCCGACGACACGCCCAAAUCGGAACCUUACUUUAGGAUCAACCUGUUCACUACAGACGAAGAGGGGGAGGAGGAGGAGGCGGCGGAGAGAACAGCCGGAGGAGCCGAGGAGCCUUUGUUUGGAGUGAUAAAUAUUCAAGCUAUGCAGGAUGAACAAGUUGCGACUGAGCUGGCUCGCAUCGCGGGACAGUUUACAGAAGGAGAAGAGCAGCCUGACGAUCCCAGCAGCAGCAGCAGCAGCAGCAACAAGGGAGACGACCUGCUGGCCAUGAUGGACCACCUCUGAUGUUGAUCUGUAGUUUAACAUUAUUAAUCAGACUCUUUUACUGUUUCAACUUCACUGCCUCACUCUGGAUUAGUCUAUAAUCUCUCACUGUGGGCUUUUAAUAUCCAGUCGUUCAUGAAUGAAGCUCUACACUUGAUAGUUUAAUUUGAA
Molecule: messenger RNA, 1552 nt
Organism: Labrus mixtus (cuckoo wrasse)
Lineage: Eukaryota; Metazoa; Chordata; Actinopteri; Labriformes; Labridae
Gene: oscp1a
Product: organic solute carrier partner 1a
Exons: 11
Coding region: 209-1402 (397 amino acids)
Biological process (GO): transport
Cellular component (GO): cytoplasm; plasma membrane
Source: RefSeq, a predicted model, not a curated record